Messenger RNA from Glarea lozoyensis ATCC 20868, 1629 nucleotides. Its product is annotated as MFS general substrate transporter. Lineage: Eukaryota; Fungi; Ascomycota; Leotiomycetes; Helotiales; Helotiaceae. The record is from RefSeq and is a predicted model, not a curated record. Bases 1 to 1629 code for a protein of 542 amino acids. Gene Ontology annotation, cellular component: membrane. Gene Ontology annotation, molecular function: sucrose:proton symporter activity. The transcript has 3 exons.
AUGAACGAUAUAACGAGUUAUGAUUCGGAGUCUGCCGAAUCCAAACAGCCAUUACUUGGUUACCAAAGUCAACAACGCGGAACUUCCCAUUGGCCCAACUUUGGUACAAUGAAGCCUGCUGACGUCUACGGCCAUGGAGGACUCCAAGAUAGCGAAUCAUCAGUGCGAGCUCUAAGCCCAUUCAGAUUAUUGUGCCUGACGAUAAGUAUGGGAGGUCUUCAAACGAUAUGGACGUCAAUAAUGGCGCAGGGCUCUCCAUACCUUGCCUCGCUCGGCAUGAGUCCGUCUCUCAUAUCACUUGUGUGGUUGUCUGGCCCGCUGUCAGGAAUGUUCAUUCAGCCCUACAUCGGUGUGUUAAGUGACAAUUGUACCUUUCAAUGGGGUCGCCGGAAGACCUUUAUUGUAUUUGGAACGAUUGCCACAAGCCUGUUUAUGGUGGCCCUUCCUUGGACGAGCAAUAUGGUGGAAUUCCUAUUCUCAUGCUUUGGUGGCAACCCAAUGGGACCAAAUUCAAAAGCUGUGACAAAGUUCGUGGCCGCCAUGAUCAUUUCCUUCCUGAAAAUAUCACUGCAGCCGGUUCAGUGUGGGAUUCGAGCGCUUAUCGUUGAUUGUUGUCCGGAAGACCAACAACACCAGGCAAGUGCAUAUGCCAGCCGAGUUAUUGGUGUUGGAAGUAUUCUUGGAUACUGCAGCGGAUUCAUAAACUUCCCUACCAUAUUUCCCUUUUUGGGCAAUACUCAAUUCCAAGUGCUAUCUGUGCUGUGCUGUGUCUGUCUAGUGCUCACUGUUCUGCUACAAUGUAUGACUAUCUAUGAAAAGAAGUUGGACUACAAACCCGCACACCGUAAUCAGUCUGUUGGUGUAUUUGGACCAUUAAAGCAGGGGUUUCUAACGGCAUCAACGAUGCCGAAACGCAUCAGGAGUAUCUGUAUUGUACAAUUCUUUUCCUGGUUAAGUUGGUUUUCUUUCAUGUAUUAUAUCACCACUUAUAUCGGAGCAUUAUACCGCCAGGAAACCUCCGCCACUACCGGUACCACCACGAUUGAUCCCACCCGCUUCGGCACCGUCUCCAUGCUCGCCUUUGCCAGCACCUUCACAUUCGUAAGCCUCACGCUCCCGCGCUACGUCGCAACGGCCUCCGGAACCCCAUCCCAUUUGCCUCACACCACGGAGCCUCUCACACUACCCAGAGCAUGGCUGAUCGCCCACCUGCUUGCCGCCUUCUCCUUCCUUCUCCUCGGCCUCACGGACUCCAGCGUCUCUGCAACGUUCCUGACGGGUGUCCUGGGCACGUCGUGGGCGCUCACUCAAUGGGCCCCGUUCGCGCUCAUUGGAGAGGAACUCGCGAAGAUCCGGCAACAACCGCUGCGGGGACAUGAUCGAUCGUCUAAGAAAUCAGACAUCGAAAAGCUAGAUGAUAUCACGGAGGCGGAGAGCCAAACCGCGCUCAUUCUUGGAAUUCAUAACUUAGCGAUAUCGGCACCCCAGAUUGUAGCGGCUGUCGGAAGUAGUUUGAUUUUCUGGCUGCUUGGUCUAAUGGGUGUUGUAGGAACGGACGCGAUUGGGUGGGUGUUGAUGUUUGGCGCUGUGCCGGCUGGUAUGGCUGCUUGGUGGUCUAUGGCUGUGUGA